AUGAAAUCAACGGGGACGCAGGAUGGGAAGCAGAGCAGUUAUGGGUAUAGAGAGUGCAUAGUAGACGGUGCGUUAGCGCUAGUACUACGCAUCUCGAGAUGCUCAGGAGUGGCUCCUCUUUGCUUCACACCCGUGGAGACCGGGUGGCGUAUCGCGGUGUCGCCACGGCUUGCCUGGCUCCAGAACGUUUUUAUGACUGUUAUUAGUAUGGUAUGCCUAACAGCUGUAUUUCUAGACUUUCUAGAAGAUCCAGAUGAGCGUAUCCGUAUCGGCGAGUCUGCGGUGACAGCGUUUGUGUGGAUCGCCGAUUUCGUUCUGGUGCUGGCUAUAGCUAGCCUGGCUGUGUACCGAGGUUCUACACGGAUGGAGAGACUUAUUCGGCUGCUUACGGAGUUGCAACAGAUAGAUUUAGAUCUAAAUAACACCAGAUGUGUAAAAACAGAGAAGAAAGGGAUAUUAGUUGUGACCGUUAUGGUGGUGAGCAUUCUGUCCAUCCAGUUCGUUGAAGUCUACCUCAAGACGCAGUCGUUCAUUGAAAAGGAUUACAACUGGUCAAUAAUGAUUAUGUACAGCUCAUACUACGUGGCCAACUAUCUUGGUAUUCUGGCGCUGCUGCAGUGGGGCUUCGUAGCUCUGGCUUUGUACAGAGCCGCGGCUACCGUCAACCAACGGCUACUGAGGUUACACCACGAACACUUCGCCGCAUAUCCCCUGCAACUGCAAUCUAUGAUUCGCCGUCUCGCUUCCUCUUAUGGACACACCGGCGAGCUGAUGAGACAGAUGAACGAGAUCAACGGCACUAUCAUCAUAGCCAUCCUUAUGGCCGACUUUCUGCAUCUUGUGAUCACUCCGUACUACUUGUUGCUGAAUUUGGAUUCGAACGCAGGCAUGCUGCUGUCAGUGAUGAUACCGUUCCUCUGGAGCUUGAUGCACUCAGCUACGCUUAUGCUGACCGUGGAGCCCUGCCACUGGACGCAGGAGCAGAGAGAAACCACCAAGUUCCUGCUUAGCCGAGUGACAGUUCGCUUGGCACCAAAAAGCAAGCUUCUUGCCCGUGAACUAGACCAGUUCGCAAAACAGAUCGUACUAGCUAACGUCAAGUUCUCGCCACUUGGUGUGCUGACCCUCGGUCGACCGCUGGUUGCUUCGGUGCUCCAAGGUAGUCCAAGCAAGGCUUGUAAUAAGUUUCUGACACCUCUAGGUGGUUCAUAUUAG
Molecule: messenger RNA, 1215 nt
Organism: Leguminivora glycinivorella
Lineage: Eukaryota; Metazoa; Arthropoda; Insecta; Lepidoptera; Tortricidae
Exons: 9
Coding region: 1-1215 (404 amino acids)
Biological process (GO): sensory perception of taste
Cellular component (GO): membrane; neuronal cell body; axon
Source: RefSeq, a predicted model, not a curated record